CUUACUUGCUUGAUUACACCGUCGUUUUUGAAGAGACUUCCUGGUCGGUCAUCCACAUUCUCGCUCCGCCAUGGCGUACCAUAUGAUCUUCAGAUUCCGGCAGCCUCGUCGUCGUUUUGAACUGGCUUCACAGUUUGUGAUGAGUGAUCAAAGUAGAGCAAAGAAGAGUGUCUUCGGUGAACGAAGCGCUGGUGAAGAAGUUCAAGAAGCUGGUGUUUCCUCUGCAGUUGAUAUAAUUUCAGCGAUCGAAUUUGAUAAUUCUGGAAACCAUCUUGCUACUGGGGACCGUGGAGGAAGAGUUGUUCUUUUCGAGAGAACCGAUACCAAUAAUAGUAGUGGAACCAGAAGAGAGCUUGAAGAAGCUGAUUAUCCACUGAGGCAUCCAGAGUUUCGUUAUAAAACAGAGUUUCAGAGUCAUGACCCUGAGUUUGAUUACCUCAAGAGUUUGGAGAUAGAGGAGAAAAUUAACAAAAUUAGAUGGUGUCAAACAGCAAAUGGAGCUCUUUUUCUCCUAUCAACAAAUGAUAAAACCAUCAAGUUUUGGAAGGUUCAAGACAAGAAGAUCAAGAAAAUUUGUGAUAUGAAUUCAGAUCCUUCAAGAGCUAUAGGAAAUGGAACCAUUGCAAGCUCGAGCAAUUCAAACAUUACAAGUUCAUGCCUUGUGAAUGGAGGAGUAUCUGAAGUGAACAACUCCUUAUGUACUGACUUCUCUUUGCCACCAGGAGGCAUCUCUUCGCUGCGAUUACCAGUGGUAACUAGCCAUGAGUCAAGCCCUAUGGCUAGAUGUCGAAGAGUAUAUGCUCAUGCUCAUGAUUAUCAUAUUAAUUCAAUCUCAAAUAACAGUGACGGCGAAACAUUUAUUUCUGCUGAUGAUUUGCGAAUAAAUCUUUGGAAUCUGGAAAUUAGCAAUCAAAGUUUCAAUAUUGUUGAUGUCAAGCCUGCGAAAAUGGAAGAUCUAUCUGAGGUUAUCACAUCAGCAGAAUUUCAUCCUACCCAUUGCAAUAUGUUAGCCUAUAGCAGUUCGAAAGGUUCAAUUCGCCUGAUUGAUCUGCGCCAAUCAGCUUUAUGUGAUUCACAUUCAAAAUUGUUUGAGGAACCAGAGCAAGCAGGUCCUAAAUCGUUCUUCACUGAGAUAAUUGCUUCAGUCUCAGACAUCAAAUUUGCAAAAGAAGGAAGAUAUCUACUCAGCCGUGACUACAUGACACUUAAGUUAUGGGACAUCAACAUGGACGCAGGUCCAGUAGCAACUUUCCAGGUUCAUGAAUAUUUGAAACCAAAGCUCUGUGAUUUAUAUGAAAAUGAUUCCAUCUUUGACAAGUUCGAGUGUUGUAUAAGUGGCAAUGGUUUGCGAGCAGCUACGGGUUCUUACAGCAAUCUGUUCCGUGUGUUUGGUGUUGCCCCGGGAAGUACUGAGACUGCAACCUUAGAAGCAAGCAGAAACCCAAUGAGGAGACAUGUCCCAAUUCCGUCGAGGCCAUCCAGAACACUUAGCAGUAUAACGCGUGUUGUAAGUAGAGGAUCAGAGAGUCCUGGAGUCGAUGGAAAUACUAAUGCUCUUGAUUACACAACAAAGCUGCUGCAUCUUGCUUGGCAUCCAAAUGAGAACUCAAUUGCUUGCGCUGCUGCAAAUAGCUUGUACAUGUACUAUGCUUAACUCAAAACUCAGCAAAAAGAAAAAGCAGAAAAGGCGCAUCUCCUUGCUCUAGACUCUGUUUUUCUUGGUUCCUUAUGGUUUGAUUAAUGGGGGAUUGCUAUAUACAUCAUUACCAUCAUCAUUGUCACUCACACAUGAUCUGUAAUCAUCAACGCGGACUUCUGGGGAAAUG
Messenger RNA from Arabidopsis arenosa, 1826 nucleotides. Lineage: Eukaryota; Viridiplantae; Streptophyta; Magnoliopsida; Brassicales; Brassicaceae. The record is from the annotation of a GenBank genome assembly.